AUGAAGGCUCGCAGUACGCAGCGCCUUCCUCCUCGCACGGAGAGUCCUUCACCACAGCCGUUGGGCUCUCGUACCGCAUCCAAGUCUUCUGUGUUGAGGUCAGACCACUUGCAAGCACUGGGCAGCAGGUUAAGCGGUCCAGGCCUGCAGGCAGCACGAAGGGAUGUAGCCAAAGUGAAGGGGAGGCUGCGAGAUCUAGAGGAAACUGGGAAGAGACGUCUUGCAAGAGCUGAGCUUGCGGAGGCAAAAGAGAAGGAAGAAGAGUGGCAGCGACAGCAAGCCCAGAGGCAGAAGCAGCACGACGAACGUGAAGCCACCGUAGUCGGGGUAGAAACUCUAACCGAGGCACAAAUCACGUUCAUUGAGCAGAAGACCGGCAAGUCCCUCGACGAACUCGUUGAAGAUGAGAUUCACGAGAUAUUGCUGGAUCCCGAUAUCGAGGAGGAUGAAGGCGAGUAUGUCGAAUCUGCUACCCCCAUAGUCAAGAAGAAGAGAACUCGUGCCGCAUACGAUACCGCGGACGAGGAGAGUGAUCAUGAUUGCGCCAGUGUUAUGCAGUCGAGGCCAGACAGCAAUAAAGUAGUUGGAUGGGACAGUUCAAAGCGGCGCAAGGGGAACAACGCGCCAACGUUCAGCGCGUCCUCUCCCCAACCCAUUGCCUCAAAGUUGCCUCCACGCCGGCAAGGUCCCGCUAAGACUUCUGCUAAUCCAAGAUAUCGCAGCACUUUACCAUCUUCUGAGCCCCCUCUACCAACUUCUCCAGAUCGUCCUACGGAUGACUCAAGGGAGCCACCCUCGACGCCCGUUGCUCAGCGUGGCACAUCCUCCAAAGUCACCUUUUCUCAGCAGACAUCCAAUUCACAGCUUCUCCUUCCCCGUGCGGCCAAGAUCUUUCGAGUCACUCUCGCUGUCGAAGAUGCCUUCCCACCACAAGAAGCCGUCGACUCUCGAGUGAAAGGUUGCUUCAAGCAAGCUGCAGAAGAGCUCGACCAACCUGCAUUGGACCAUCGUUUCAAGGAUAAUCUUGCGUACAAAAAGCAAGCCAUUGACUGUAUCAAACGUGCGAGAUCUCAGACGCGUGGUGAAGUCAAGACCAAGGCACAAGGCAUUGUAGUCUCGCAGUACAAUAUACCUAUCCACCAGGGCGAAGAACAGGUCAAGAAAAAAGUCGAGAAAUUGCUCGACAAGUCAGCCUUCACGUUCGCUGAUCCAGAGAAGCGUAGUGGUUUCUACAGUCAUCCAAUCUUUGUUGAAAUCAUCGCAAAGCAAUGGUUUGACCCUACGAAGAAGACCUCUGAUGGCAUCAAAUAUGUUGACGCCUUCAACCCCAUCCCUCUUCCGGUCCUGGCCUUAGUGGCGACUGCUAUUGAAUGCGCGCUGAAGGAUUGGGAGAGUGGCCACCGCAUAUCCAAGAAAAAGAACAAUGAAUUUUCGGCCGAUGACUACGCGGAAAGCUACGCAAGGCGACUGCAGAUGCUCACGAACAAGGAGAGCAAGGAACCAGCAUUUUUUGAGAGCCUUACGAGGGAUCUGUUCCAGAAGGCAUGGAAACUGGGCGGAAACAGUCCACUGAAGCCGAAAGAAGCGGAGGAUGAUUACGACGAUGUGGAUUUUGCUGCAGAGGCCGCUCAGCUCAGGCAGGGACAGUAG
Molecule: messenger RNA, 1650 nt
Organism: Gloeophyllum trabeum ATCC 11539
Lineage: Eukaryota; Fungi; Basidiomycota; Agaricomycetes; Gloeophyllales; Gloeophyllaceae
Exons: 8
Coding region: 1-1650 (549 amino acids)
Source: RefSeq, a predicted model, not a curated record